AUGGCUCUACAGCUAGUGAAAAGAAUUGAAAAAGGGGCAGGAUUCAGAGUUGCACGAUCCUUCUGCGUGGCUGUCCAUGAGAAAUCGCUAAGUCAAAAUAAUGGGGAAGUUCUGAGAAAUAAGCGAAAACCUCAUGUACCGGUGAUGGUCGAGGAAGUACUGAAAUAUUUGGAUCCUAGUCCCGGUGAGACUUUUGUUGAUAUGACUUUUGGGGCAGGUGGACAUUCUGCGAGAAUUUUAGACAGCACUCCAGAUACAAAGAUUUUUGCACUAGACCGUGAUCCUGUGGCUCACGAGUAUGCAAAAUUGAUGGCAGAAAAAUAUUCUGGACGCGUUAUACCAUUGCUUGGGCGGUUCUCAGAAUUGCCACAAUUACUGCGCAAACACAAAAUCCAGGGUAACACUAUAGAUGGUUUUCUCUUUGAUUUUGGUUGCUCUUCGAUGCAGUUCAACGUCGGUAGUCGUGGUUUUUCUGUAGUUAAAAAUGGACCACUCGAUAUGCGUAUGGAUGGGAAUCGUUGUCCAAACCAGCCGACUGCAGCAGACGUUUUAGCUCGGGCUACAGAGGAAGAUCUUUUUCGGAUACUGAAGGUUUAUGGGGAAGAGAAACAAGCGAAAAAAAUUGCUCGAGCAAUAAUAGAGGCUCGUUAUACUUUCAAGGAACUCGAGACGACCGAGGAGCUUGCGAAAUUGGUCGAAGCAACUCUGGACGAUGAAAGCUUUAUCAGUAGCACUGACGACCAGAGCGAGGUCCGUAGAACCGACAAACUCGGCAGAACCGCUCAUCUCGCCACGAAAACCUUUCAAGCUUUUCGUAUAUUCGUCAAUAAUGAGUUGAACGAAAUCAAUUAUGGUAUUCUGGUCGCUGAAAAAUAUCUUAAAAUAAGCGGUCGUAUGAUUACUAUAGCUUUCCAUUCUCUCGAAGAUACAAUCGUUAAGAGACAUCUUUUCGGCAAUAUUACUGACAACAUGGUCAAUCAAUCCCCCCUCAAAUACUCCAAUUAUAAUAAAUUCUACAAUCAAUCAGAAGUUCAUCAUCUGACCGAGGUGCCAUGGUCGAUGCUUCACAAACACGUUUUGAUUCCAAAGGCCGAUGAAAUCGAUGCUAAUCCACGUGCAAGAUCAGCCAAAUUUCGUGCUCUCGUCAAAGUCAAAUAGAACCAACGGAAUGUGCCACUGCAUAAAACGCUGUUAAAUUUUUACGCGAUAAAGAAGGCUUCGUUUAAAGGGAAUUUGCUUUCACAAAGUGCGACAUCUCUGUCGACAAGAUUUAUUGUAACCUGUACAUAUUGUAUUAAACAUGUUAUAAUAAACAAAAAUGUAGGAAAAUA
Messenger RNA from Venturia canescens, 1331 nucleotides. Its product is annotated as probable methyltransferase-like protein 15 homolog. Bases 1 to 1158 code for a protein of 385 amino acids. Gene Ontology annotation, biological process: rRNA base methylation. NCBI's taxonomy places the organism in Eukaryota, Metazoa, Arthropoda, Insecta, Hymenoptera, Ichneumonidae. The transcript has a single exon. The record is from RefSeq and is a predicted model, not a curated record. Gene Ontology annotation, molecular function: rRNA (cytosine-N4-)-methyltransferase activity.